GCCAAUCACAGCAGCCUUUUAGCAUGCCCAUCAGUGACACCCAGCAGUGACCUAGCAGUGCCACCCACCUGUGCCCUGCAGUGCCGCCUAUCAGUGUAGCCUGUCAAUGCCGCCUCUCAGUGCCUCCUAUCAGUGCCACCUCAUUAUCGCACAUCAGGGACAUGUACACUGAUCAUCAGGGCACUGAUGAUCAGUGUGCCCUGAUGAUCAGUGCCACCUGUCAGUGUCCAUCAUUGCCUUAUGUCAGUGUCUCGUACCAGUGUCACAUCAAUGCCACAUAUCAGUGCCCAUCUGAGCUGCCU
This is a messenger RNA of Staurois parvus, 302 nucleotides long. Lineage: Eukaryota; Metazoa; Chordata; Amphibia; Anura; Ranidae. The record is from the annotation of a GenBank genome assembly.